Molecule: messenger RNA, 923 nt
Organism: Macaca mulatta (Rhesus monkey)
Lineage: Eukaryota; Metazoa; Chordata; Mammalia; Primates; Cercopithecidae
Gene: PABPN1L
Product: PABPN1 like, cytoplasmic
Biological process (GO): nuclear-transcribed mRNA catabolic process, deadenylation-dependent decay
Cellular component (GO): nucleus
Molecular function (GO): poly(A) binding
Source: RefSeq, a predicted model, not a curated record
UCGGAGGGGAGGCCUCGCCUGGCCCACCUUACUCCUGCCCUUCUACCAUGUGGCCCUUCCCAAGCCGCUCGCUCUUUCCGCCCCCAACUCAGGCCUGGCUCCAGACAGUCUCCUCAGACCCGGAGGCCCAGGGCUGGGGGGCCUGGAACGAGACCAAGGAGACUCUGGGGCCAGAGGGUGGGGAAGGGAAGGAGGAGGAAGAGGAGGCAGAGGAAGACCAGGAUGGGGAUGCAGGCUUCCUGUUGUCUCUGCUGGAGCAAGAGAACCUGGCUGAGUGCCCGGCGCCUGACCAGGAGCUGGAGGCCAUCAAGAUGAAGGUGUGUGCCAUGGAGCAGGCCGAGGGGCCGCCAUGGUCUCUGGGAGCACAGCACCAGGCCGAGGAAGAGGAGGGGCUGCCACAGCCUCAGGGAGUGCAGCACCAGGCCGAGGAAGAGGAGGGCACCAUGGCCGGGCAGCUGCUGAGCCCUGAGGCCACGGGCUGCCCCCUCCCUGGGACCCCCGAGGAGAAGGUGGAGGCUGACCACAGAUCUGUCUACGUGGGCAACGUGGACUACGGGGGCUCUGCCGAGGAGCUGGAGGCCCACUUCAGCGGCUGCGGGGAGGUCCACCGAGUCACCAUCCUGUGCGACAAGUUCUCUGGACACCCCAAGGGUUACGCCUACAUAGAGUUUGCCACCAAGGGCUCCGUGCAGGCCGCCGUGGAGCUGGACCAGAGCCUCUUCCGGGGCCGGGUCAUCAAGGUGCUGCCGAAAAGAACCAACUUCCCUGGGAUCAGCUCCACAGACCGCGGGGGCCUUCGAGGACACCCAGGCUCCAGGGGGGCACCGUUCCCCCUCAGCGGCCUCCAGGGCAGGCCCCGGCUCAGACCACGAGGGCAGAACCGGGCCCGUGGAAAAUUCUCACCGUGGUUUUCACCGUAUUAA